GGGUGAACAGAAUGUUUUUCUCCCGCAUUGCGCAGGAAACAGCUGUUUCCCGGGUGACCGUUCGCGCUGGGCGUAGUGCGCUUGCGCAGUCACGGCUGCUCCGCCACACCGUGGAAUAAAUCUGGAGCACGCCAGUUCGAUUUGCGGUUCAAAGGCUGCUCGCCCUUGGAGUCGCCAUGUGGAUAUUCGGGUACGGCUCGUUGAUCUGGAAAGUAGACUUCCCGUACCAGGAAAAGUUAGUGGGUUACAUUCGCGGCUACAUCCGCCGCUUCUGGCAGGGAAGCACCGACCAUCGGGGCAUGCCAGGCAAGCCUGGAAGAGUUGUCACACUUGUUGAAGAUCCUGAGGGCCUUGUAUGGGGUGUGGCGUAUAAACUUCCAGAUGGAAAAGAGGAAGAAGUAAAGAAAUAUCUUGACUUUCGAGAAAAAAAUGGUUAUAGGACUACUACUGUUACGUUUUGUCCUAAAGAUACUUCAAUUAGUCCUUUCCCCGUGAUGCAGUAUAUUGGAACAUGCGAUAAUCCUGAUUAUUUGGGCCCAGCACCUCUGGAAGACAUGGCUCUGCAAAUUUUGAAUGCUGUUGGGCCAAGUGGAAGGAACACAGAGUACCUAUUUAAACUUGCUGACUCCUUACGAAGUCUUGUACCAGAAGAUACUGAUGACCAUAUCUUUUCAUUGGAGAAGAUGGUCAAGGAGCUCAUGGUACUAAGAAAAGUGACUACAUAAACAAUUGAUGGAACAAAAUGGGUCUGGAAAAAGAAUUUUACUUUCACUCCUACUUUUUCUUUAUUUAUCUGCUGUAUUAUUAUCCCUGACAAUUGCCUAUCUAAACAUAAAUAAGGUAUUUAAUAAAGUAUUUAGUUGUAUUUCUGGCUUUGGGAAUCGCCAGUAAGUUGUCGCCUGCCUUCAGCAGUGCUACCUUAAACUGGAAGAUGAGUUCUCUCCUUGUUCAUCUAUGGUCCUUGAUUCUUUUUCUAGAGAUGAUCCAUAUCAGAUUUAUUGUAUAAUUAAACACAAGAAAAGUGUGCACCGGAUACCUUGUGUAUUUGGGUAUUAUGUUUAUUGUUAACAUUUGUUAUGAAAAUCUGCUGUACCUAAAUGGAGAAAUUGCAAAUUAAAUUCUACUUGAGGUAGGUAUAUCUAGUUAAAAUUACAUUUAUAUGGAUGAUCCCAUCCAUUAUUGUUGCUGUAAGCAGUGGACAUACGGGAAUUGUAACUGCAUAUUAGAAUGCAAAAUUCUUUCCAAAGGUUAAUUUGCUUGUGCAGUAUUUGAUAAUGAGGUUUUCUAUUGUAAAUCAAUUCUGUGGUUCAUUUUGUUUUGAGAACUCUAGAAUGCUUCAAGAAAUAAAACAGGUCAAAUAGUAUCUGUAGAGAAGAUGAAUUUAAUAAUGUAUCAUUUCUUAAUGCAUGCAUUACUAAAUGACAAUGAAAAGAGGACUACGUAUCUUCAUAAUCUAAAUCUAAUACUUUCAGUAAUCUUCCACCUGAACCAGGAAAAAGCUCGUGCAAGGACAGAAAAUUACAGAAUAAAAGGAAACACACACAAAAUGCUGGAGGAACUCAGCAGGCCAGGCAGCAUCUAUGGAAAAGAGUACAACUGAAAUUUUGUGCCAAGACUCUAAGCCAGGACCUACCGAAAGGUCUCAGCCCAAAACAUCGACUGUAUUCUUUUCUGUAGAUGCUGCCUGGGCUGCUGAGUUCCUCCGGCGUUUUGUGUGUGUUGCUUGGAUUUCCAACAUCUGCAGAUUUUCUCUUCUUUGAGAAUAAAAGGAAAGAUCUAUUAUAUAGGGUGGGGAUUAGUUGUUGAAUGAACAACAAAUGGAUAAUGAUACAAUGCAGGAGAACAGAGUUUUUCAAAAAGCAGAUGGGGUUUUAGUGGAGUUAUAAAUGAAAAAGGUCCUUGCCAUUGCAUCACCUUGCUGACUGAAAAGGUGGAAUGGUUGUGAUCUGAAAUUCCUGAGCUUCAUGUUGCCAUCGUAUUCACUACUGCUUUUCUCUUUUGGAUUGUUGGUGCUGGCAGAAGUUGCUUUGUUGCACACAAGUGUGCACAUGAUUUGCGGAAAAAUUCUCCUCCACUUAAGGGUAACUAAAAUUUCACUAAUUUGCUGAUUUCUGCCGAAUAAAUACUUGGGAAAGGUGACAUAAACUUAAGUUUUAUACAGAAUGAAAAGCUAUGGAUCUACAUUAUCUUUUUGGUACUUCAAAGCUAUAAUGGUUACUCAAAAAUAAUGCUUUUGACUUGAAUCAUUUAAGUCUGUAUUUGCUCUUUAGACACUUCGAUUGUUCAGAUUUGUCACCAACUGUUGACUUUUAGCAGAAAUGAUUCUAUGCUUCAUGAAUGUAUUGUGAAUUAGUAUCACUGAUCAAACUUGAGUGAAUCUCAAACAUAAGGCACUUGUAAUAAAAUCAACACAGUACAAAUGUUGGUUUGAAAUGUAUUCCCAACAUUUACACAAUGUUGUAAAAUUUAAGAAUCUGAACUCUUUAAUGAUCUGCUAUACUGACUAUCAUUAUGUUCUAACAAUCUAAGGUUGUUGGGGCCUGUUUAAUAUGCUGUUAUUUUCAGGAUUAAUUUCAGGAAUUUCCAUUCUAAUUGGAACAAAAAAUAAAUUUCAUAAUUCUUACAAGAUAAGGAAUAUUUGGUCUGCCAUGUCUGUGGUGAAACUUCAAGAGAAUUGUCAUGUUUUUAAUCCACAUCCUAGUAUUUUCUCAGUCACCAUGAAAGCUAGCUUCCUUCAAAGAUAUCUCCAUUUGUUUUUUCCCCUCAGAACUCUGGUGAAGGGAAUUGCAGAUCAUCUUGACUUACUAUGUUGAACAAUUUUUAUUGUCUGCAAUCAUUAACUGAAUUUCAGAGGAAAAUUUAUAUAAUUGCUACUGUUCCUUUAAGCAUUUGAGCAGAUAGUCACUCUGUCAUGUGCUCCAUUUUCAGAAUGUCUAUUCUGUUGUUUUCAUCUCAUGGAAAUCCUCUUAGACAAAAUACAGUAUCUAUGAAAAGUAUUCACUCCCCCUGGGAAGUUAUGUUUUAUUGUUUUGCAACGUUGAAUCACAGUGGAUUUAAUUUGUCUUUUUUGACACUGAUCAACAGAAAAGACUGCUUUGUGUCAAAGUGGAAACAAAUGUUUGCAAUUUGGUCUUAAUUUGUACAAUUAUUAAACAAAAUAAUUGUUGCAUAAUUAUUCACCCCUUUCAAGUCAGUAUUUAGUAGCUGUACCUUUGACAGCAAAUACACCUUGAGUCUGUGUGGAUAGGUCUCAUCAGCUUUGCAUAUCUGGACACUACAAUUUUUCCCCAUUCUUCAUUACAAAACUGCCCAAACUCUUAUCAGGUUGCAUGGGGAUCAUAGGGAAUAGUCCUUUUCAAGUCCAGCCACAAAUUCUCAAUUGGAUUGAGGUCUGGACCCUGACUUGGCCACUCCAGGAUAUAAACUUUGUUUUUAAGCCAUUCCUGUGUAGCUUUGGCUUUAUGCUUGGGGUCAUUGUCUUGCUGGAAAACAAAUCUUCUCCCAAGUUACAGUUCUAUUGCAAACUGCAUCAGGAUGUCCUUCAGGAUUUCCCUGUAUUUUGCUGCAUUCAUUUUGCCCUCUAUCUAUCUUCACAACCUUUCUAGUACUGCAGUGAAGCAUCCCUACAGCAUGUUGCAGCCACCACCAUGCCUCUCACAGUAGGGAUGGUGUGUUUUUGAUGAUGUGUGGUGUUUGGCUUACACAGGCAUAGCAUUAAGUCUGAUGACCAAAAAGCUCAAUUUUAGUUUCAUCAGACCAUAGAACCUUCUUUCAGUUGAUUUCAGAGUCUCCCAUAUGCCUUCUGGCAAACUCUAGCCAAGAUUUCAUGCAAGUUUUUUUUUCAACAGUGUCUUUCACUUUGCCAUUCUCCCAUAAAGCUGUGACUGAUGAAACAGCUGGGCAACAGUUGUAUGCGCAGUCUCUUUUGCCUUACUUUAAUUAGCACUCUUCUACUUCAUACAGCAAGUAUGUGUCCAGUAAAUCCAUGCUUAACAUCUCUUAUUAAUCCCUCCUUGCCAAAGUGAGAGCAGUUUCUGUCAGAUUCAAGUUGCCUGUAGUUACUGUGUUUAUCCCAUUAACUUUGGUUAUAAUUGGCCUUGUGUUACUUUUUAUUAACUAAAGGGGACUGAAGGAUUCUGGUCAGAAGUUCUGCUAUCUCCACUCUAGCAUCUGUCACCCAGGACGGCAUCAUCUUUAGAUGGAAGUAUGAAACAAAAUGCCCUGGAUACUGUAAUUCUGAUGAAUGGAAAUAUUCAAUACUCAAGUACAAAUGUGGUGAAAGAGUUGACGUGUCAGGCUGCUGAUCUUUCAAUAGUUCUAAAACAUUAACUGUUUCUGUUCCUGUUUCUGAACUUUUAGAUGUGUGGCUAUUCAGUUUUCAGUUAUGCCAGCCUGUUGUAUGACAUUGUUAUUCCCUCAUUAUUCAGCUUUAACUUCAAUCCUUUUAUCUGAAAAUAUAGCGACAGUCUCUUGCAGAU
This is a messenger RNA of Mobula hypostoma (lesser devil ray), 4478 nucleotides long. RefSeq names its product ChaC, cation transport regulator homolog 2 (E. coli) (gene chac2). Gene Ontology annotation, biological process: glutathione catabolic process. Gene Ontology annotation, cellular component: cytoplasm. Gene Ontology annotation, molecular function: gamma-glutamylcyclotransferase activity; glutathione specific gamma-glutamylcyclotransferase activity. Bases 177 to 725 code for a protein of 182 amino acids. The record is from RefSeq and is a predicted model, not a curated record. The transcript is spliced from 3 exons. NCBI's taxonomy places the organism in Eukaryota, Metazoa, Chordata, Chondrichthyes, Myliobatiformes, Myliobatidae.